AUGCCCGUCCUGCCCGACGGCCGGGUGUACAGCGCGACGUACAGCAAUGUGCCCGUCUACGAGGUCAACGUCAACGGCAACCACGUCAUGCGGCGGCGCGCCGACGACUGGAUCAACGCGACGCACAUCCUCAAGGUGGCCGACUACGACAAGCCGGCGCGCACGCGCAUCCUCGAGCGCGAGGUGCAAAAGGGCGUGCACGAGAAGGUGCAGGGCGGCUAUGGCAAGUACCAGGGCACCUGGAUCCCGCUGGACGACGGCCGCGUGCUGGCCGAGCGCAACGGCGUGCUCGACAAGAUGCGCGCCAUUCUCGACUACGUGCCCGGCGACCGCAGCCCGCCGCCCGCCCCGAAGCACGCAACGGCCGCCUCGAACCGCAUGAAGCCCCCGCGCCAGACGGCGGCGGCGGCCGCCCGCUCCGCCAAGGCCCAGCUCGCGCAGAACAACGCGCACUCGCAUUCGCUCGUCAGCGAUGACCACCCGUACGACGCCCCCGGCCACCUGCAGGCGCAGCACAUGUUCCGCGACGACACGCCCGGCGCCGACACGGUCGUCAGCGAGUCGAUGCUCGGCGACCACGACUUUGCCGACGCCCACUGCGCCGACUCGCGCAAGCGCAAGCGCGGCGGCGACCAGAUGUCGCUGCUCGACCAGCAGCACCAGAUCUGGGCCGACCAGCUGCUCGACUACUUUAUGCUGCUCGACCACAAGGACGCCUACUCGUGGCCCGAGCCGCCGCCGAGCAUCAACCUCGACCGCCCGAUUGACGAAAAGGGCCACGCGGCCAUGCACUGGGCCGCGGCCAUGGGCGACGUCGGCGUCGUCAAGGAGCUGAUCCACCGCGGCGCGCGCAUCGACUGCCUGUCCAACAGCCUCGAGACGCCGCUGAUGCGCGCCGUCAUGUUCACCAACAACUUCGACAAGGAGACGAUGCCGUCCAUGGCCAAGGUCUUCCAGCAGACGGUCCACCGCACCGACUGCUUUGGGAGCACCGUCUUCCACCACAUCGCCGCCACGACCGCCUCGUCGAACAAGUACGUGUGCGCCCGCUGGUACCUCGACUGCAUCAUCAACAAGCUGUGCGAGACGUGGAUCCCGGACGAGGUCACGCGUCUGCUAAACGCCGCGGACCAGAACGGCGACACGGCCAUUAUGAUCGCCGCGCGCAACGGCGCCAGGAAGUGCGUGCGCAGCCUGCUCGGGCGGAACGUGUCGGUCGACGUGCCGAACAAGAAGGGCGAGACGGCAGACGACCUGAUCCGCGACCUGAACUCGCGCCGCCGCACGCACAGCCGGACACGCCAGGCCUCGUCGUCGCCGUUUGCGCCGCCAGAGCAUCGUCUGAACGGCUUCGGCAGCCAGCUCGACGGGGGCCCGCUGCUCUCCAUGGCCCUGCCAAACACGCAACGAGCGGAAGAGCGCACAUACCGCUCCCAGACAGCGUCGCACCUCAUGACCAAAGUGGCCCCCACGCUGCUCGAAAAGUGCGAAGAGCUGGCGCUCGCCUACGAGCACGAGCUCGCCGAGAAGGAAGCCGAGUCGUUUGACGCCUCGCGCGUGGUCAAACGGCGCCAGGCAGAGCUCGAGGCGAUCCGCAAGCAGGUGUCGGAGCUGGAGAACAGGGGCCUGGAUCUGGACGACGAGGGCGUCGACGUGUCGCAGGAGCGGGAGCUGCGGGACCUGGUGACGGAGGCGGAGAGCCUGCUGGAGGUCGAGCAGAAGAGCGAGCUGCGGCGCCUGCUGGGCACGACGCCGUCGGACCCCGCGAGCCAGAACUCGGGCGCCGAGGAUCCCAGGGAGAAGCUCCGGCUGAGCCUGCUGCUGUAUCGCGCGCAGCUCGAGCGCCGAGAGCUGGUGCGCGCCGUCGUUGCCAAUCUGUCGGUCGCCGGCAUGAGCGAGAAGCAGGGCGUGUACAAGGGGCUCAUUGCCAAGGCGCUGGGCGAGCGCGAGGACGACGUUGAGAACAUGCUGCCGGAGAUUUUGCGGGAGCUUGAGGAGGCGCAGACGCAGGAGCACGCCGAGGGGCUGGAGGGGAGUCCGCUAUGA
Didymella exigua CBS 183.55 is the source of this 2046-nucleotide messenger RNA. RefSeq names its product apses-domain-containing protein. The transcript has 2 exons. Gene Ontology annotation, molecular function: protein binding; transcription regulator activity; DNA binding. The record is from RefSeq and is a predicted model, not a curated record. Lineage: Eukaryota; Fungi; Ascomycota; Dothideomycetes; Pleosporales; Didymellaceae. Gene Ontology annotation, cellular component: MBF transcription complex; SBF transcription complex. Bases 1 to 2046 code for a protein of 681 amino acids.